GCCGCGCAUGCGCCCUGCUACCGAGCUCGUCUGAGGCAGCGACAGAGGCGGCAGGAUCGGCGGCGGCGCGCGGGCGCUCGCCAUGGAGUCUUAUGAUGUGAUCGCGAACCAGCCGGUGGUGAUUGACAAUGGGUCUGGCAUGAUUAAAGCUGGCUUUGCAGGUGAUCAAAUACCCAAGUACUGUUUUCCAAACUAUGUGGGCAGACCAAAGCAUGUUCGUGUUAUGGCUGGAGCUUUGGAAGGUGACAUUUUUAUAGGACCAAAAGCAGAGGAGCACAGAGGUCUUCUUUCCAUACGCUAUCCUAUGGAACAUGGCAUUGUGAAGGACUGGAAUGACAUGGAACGCAUUUGGCAGUAUGUAUACUCCAAAGACCAACUCCAGACUUUCUCGGAAGAGCAUCCUGUUCUCCUGACAGAAGCACCGCUGAAUCCACGUAAAAACCGUGAGCGAGCCGCUGAAGUGUUUUUUGAGACCUUCAAUGUGCCUGCCUUGUUCAUCUCCAUGCAAGCUGUGCUUAGCCUGUAUGCAACUGGGCGAACAACAGGAGUGGUGUUGGACUCUGGAGAUGGGGUCACACACGCAGUUCCUAUUUAUGAAGGGUUUGCCAUGCCCCACUCCAUUAUGCGGAUUGACAUAGCUGGCCGCGAUGUCUCCCGUUUCCUUCGGCUCUAUCUCCGGAAGGAAGGCUAUGAUUUCCAUACAUCUUCUGAGUUUGAGAUCGUCAAAACUAUCAAAGAGCGGGCUUGUUACCUGUCAAUAAACCCACAGAAGGAUGAGACAUUAGAAACAGAAAAGGCUCAGUACUACCUUCCAGAUGGAAGCACCAUUGAGGUUGGCCCAGCUCGGUUCCGGGCCCCAGAGUUGCUGUUCCGUCCAGAUCUGAUUGGGGAAGAGUGUGAGGGGCUGCAUGAAGUAUUGGUUUUUGCAAUUCAGAAGUCUGAUAUGGACUUGAGGCGAACGCUCUUCUCUAACAUUGUCCUCUCUGGAGGCUCAACACUCUUCAAAGGUUUUGGUGAUAGGCUUCUUACUGAAGUGAAGAAACUGGCCCCCAAAGAUGUCAAAAUCAGAAUAUCUGCUCCACAAGAGAGAUUGUAUUCUACAUGGAUUGGUGGCUCCAUCUUGGCUUCAUUGGACACAUUUAAGAAAAUGUGGGUUUCCAAGAAAGAAUAUGAGGAAGACAGCGCCCGGGCCAUCCAUCGAAAAACCUUCUAGUCCGGGAGCAUCCUGGGGUCUCCUUGGAUUCUUUCUUUUCCUCAACUCGCUUUUCAGGGUGUCUGGGAAGCUCCCUUGUGUGUGUCUGUGUAUGGGUAGGAGGUGGGUGCAGCGUGUUCGAGGUUUUCCCAGAGCCAAUGGGAAGGCUAUAAGUUUGACUUGAUUGGUGAUUGGUUUUGUGAGAGGCAGGUGACAAAUGGCAAUGAACCAGUUGGGGAGAUCUGUUCCUUAUUUUAGUUGGUCACUGAACUUUUGACAUUACCUUUGUGUCGAGGGAAAAUAGUAUGACUUGGAAAUCAAGCCACUUAGUGGAGUGGAAAUGAGCAUGUGGUAAAAUAGUCCACGUUUGGGCUUGAAAGAGAAGGUCUGAGUAAAGAAAAUGGGCCAGGCUGAAGUUCAGAAGGUUGCCAUUAAAAUUCAGGGCACAGAAAUCAGCUAUUACCUAAUUUCUGGUCAUUUGCCUAGCAAAUGUUUUAUUUUUAAGACGACCACUUCACAGUAUCACUCCCCUACUUUUUUUAAGCCCAACAUACAAAGAAAAUAAGCACAUUUUCAGCUGUUAUAAGCCCAGUGUGAGUGUGUGUGAGUGCAUGUAUGUGUGAAUGCAUGUGUAAAAAUCCUUAGGCUGGUGUGUGAGAAUCUGGACCAUAGCAAGAGAGUUAGAGCAGUUAAUUUUAGGGAUUAGUUUAUAAUGCAUGGUGUAGAGCAGUAACACCUACUUCCUUUAUUCUAUUCUAGACGGUCCUCGCCUUGGCACUUGGCAGUAGUGAGGCAGCCAGCUGUCAUACAGUCAAGUGCCCAGGGCAACUCUAAAGAGUAUUGAGGCCCAUUCUAUUCUCCAUCUGCCUAUUGCUGUCUCCCCACUCCCUCCAUCGUCUAAAGGUUUACAUGUGGACUUUCUCUGAAAGCUGAAGGCUUUAUGCCCACAUCAUAAGCACUGCUGUAGGGGUUGCUCAGCUAUGCUUGCUGGGAAGCUGCUUAAUUGUUUUUAGUAUUAACUUUAUUUAUUGAUACUUUUUGGUGGUAACCGAACUACUAACUGGGGCUCAGGGUUAGUUACCCUGUUUUUUUGUCCUGCUUCACUACAUUUUCCAAUAUUUAUCACUAGCACUGACGUUUUAACCGCGCACUUAACAUUGUACAGUAGGGUCAGCCCUGAAACCAUCCCCACUCAUUGAAGUGGUUGUUUUUAUGAAGGCACCAUGCAAACAAACAAUAAACUCCAUUAGAGCAUGUCAAGAGUUGAGUAGUGACCUCCAGAAAGAAGCUGUAAUUCUGACAUAGCGUUAAUGCCUUUUCAACUGCUUCUGUACUUUUACAGAAAGGAAAAACAGUUUACUUUGAUAUAAGAUUGUGUUUUUUUUUCUUUUUUAAAGCAUUUUGGUGCUUAUUUUUCAGGGUUUUUGUUAAAUAUUUUGUUUUGUUAAUGCUGCUGCUAAAGACCAAAUAUUUCACAUCCUUGGCCGCUUGAGUAUUUAAAGACCUGGCAACAGGAAAUGCGCCUUACCUCUGCCAGUAGCUAAACAACAAAAGAAGAAACUGCAAUAGGAAGUGAGAGCUGAGGGAUUGGAUUGUGGGGGCAAAGUCUUGUCCUCUUCACUGCUGCUGAUGUAUUCUGAACGUGGGCCAGUUGUGUUUUCAAUCCAAGUCUUUUGUUUGGCUCAAAGAUCAGUAUUCUUGAAGAACAUUUUUGGGACUAGAGUAUGCAAGUUGGAUAUGUAGUAGAAUAUUGCAUCUGUUCAGUGUUUUUUGCUGAAAGAUUUGUGUCUCACCUAAAAGGUGGCUGUUGAAGGCUUUCAUGGCCGGGAUUACUGGGUUGCGGUGAGUUUUCCAGGCUGUAUGGCCAUGUUCCAGAAGCAUUCUCUCCUGAUGUUUUGCUCACAUGUAUGGCAGGCAUCCUCAGAGGUUGUGAGAUAUAUUGUAAACUAAACAAGGGAAGUUUCUAUAUCUAUGGAAGGUCCAGGGUGGGAGAAAAAAAUGCUAAUCAAGAUGGCCACUUGCAACAUUCACACCUGCCUCCAGCAGACAAGAGUUCUUUCUCCCACCCUGAACACUCCACAAAUAUAUAAACAUCACUUGCCUAGUUUCUGACAGACCUCGCAAGUUUGUGAGGAUGCCUGCCAUAGAUGUGGAAGAAACAUCAGGAGAGAAUGCUUCUGGAACAUGGCCAUUCGGCCUGGAAAACCCACAGCAAAACAACUGAAAGGUUGUUAAAAUACAUUGCAGUCUUGUGCAUUAUGCAAUAUCCCCAAAGUAUUAAAGAGGACAGCAACCAGUGUGUGAUUCAUGCAAAUGAACAUAUGAGAUAGCAGCUUUGUUUGUGUAAACUUUCCCAUGUCCCUAGUGUACGAACAGAUGCAUCUCUGGUGACUUAUGUGGGAUGAAAAAUACUGACUUCCAAUUCACAGUAGCGAUACAAAAUUACUUAAAAUCCUGUUCCUGCCUCCUGCACAAUUCUUGGAUUUGUAGUUUAAUGAGGCUGUUAAAGGCUCCUCUCUAAACUACAGACCCCAGAUUUCUGCAGGAGGCAGCAACUGGAUUUUAAGUGGAUUUUUUCUCCAGUGUGAUGAGGUCUACACCUUGUCAAAAGUAGUUAAACACUCCUCUGGCUAUAUAGAGUAGCUCUGUUUGGAAUUUAGAAAGACAGUUGCUAUUUCAAGGGAGAUUUCCAGCUUUGUCUAUAAAGAUGUCUUCUGACAGAGUAGUAAUGUUCUCUUGACCAACAUUGAUCAGAAUCUGAACAAUAUAGCCUUAUUUUUGGUUUUAAAGAACAUGACUCAUGGGUACCUUGCAAAGCUUUCCCAAACAGAAGUUUGGAAGAUUCUGGCAGGAAAUGCCAAGGCAUUAUUCACAAUUAUUGUCUUAGGACUUGACCACUAAAAGGUAGCAUAUGUCUGUGUCCCAAAUUUGCCACAGAAAAUGAAUUGUGGAAGCACUGAGAGUGAAUAAGAGACCAUUUUGUAUUAGUGUAAGGUACUGCUAACAUGUAGGAAUGAACAUUCCCUCCGGGUUUUCUUUCCCAGAAUCUUGCUGUAAUUACUUGCUUUCAUUAGCUGCCGUGGAUUUGCUUGUCUCAGAUGUGCUUGUCUCAGAUGUGCAACUAUGUCAGCUGGCACUACAAGGAAAGCACAUCUUCUGCUGAUAAUUUAGAUAUUUGUCUUCUAACCCAGAAGUUCUAUCAAAUCAUUUUGGUUUUUCACUUCAAGUGAGAUGACAUUUCCACUGAAUGAACCCAGCAGCUUACUGUAGUGAGUGGACUCCAGACUCUGCUGGUGCUGGAUUUAAAAGUUUGUUGCAAUGCCGAGUUGAGAUCUUGAUAAGAUGGUCUGCUUCCUAUUAGUCUUUUCUGUUUGGAUUUUUGGCCCAAGCUCAAGCAGCUUUUGAUACCAUGGAGAUCAAGGCUUGAGCAAUAGAUCUGAACUUGCGUGCAGGGUGAUUCUUUGCUUAGUCAUUUAGCAGCAGCCUGAGGCUAAAAGUGUUUUACAUAGUAUGAUUAUGAGCCACAUAAGUGAGUUCUCUUGCAGAGAUAUUUACAGACUGAUCAGUUACCAGUGGGGUAGCUUUCAUUACUAGCUUCUUCCCUGGUAAGGAUAUAUAGGGUAGUCUUGACUGGUUUAGGAAGGCUCACACAACUGACUUGUUACCGCAGGGAAAGAAUGUUAACCCAUAUUUCUUGCCUUAUGUUACAGGAAUGUUGUAUUUUGUUUUGAACUGUCUACUGUUUGAAAUGCAUGCCCAGGGCAGGCUGUUACUGCAGAGGCCUUGAUUCUUGCUCAAUUUCUACCUAAAGUAAUGUUGAUAUACUGCCUCAUAAUUGCUGCAAGGAGGGUGGAACAACUCAUAGUUUUAAUGCAAUUCUCAGUUGCAAUCAUGGGGAAACAGAACAGUGUUUGGAAAAUUUAUUUGUGGACUACCACCUCUCAGAAAAACCCAGCCGCCAGAAGAUUCUGAGAGAUAACCAAAAAUAUUUUCAAAUUCUGCAAUGAGGGGACCAGUGUGUUAGCAGCUUGUACUGAUAGAGGGGACAGUAGGUAACUCCUAGCUGUGUGUAGUCUGUGUUAAGGGCAGUGAUUAUGUUUGAGGACAGAGAUGUAAUAUAUAAAUAUCUCCAAGUUGGCUCCUGAGCUUCUUUUAAAAUUCUGUGUUGAUUUUUUUCCUUGCUUGACAUGAGUUAUCAAAAGCAGUUUUGAACAAUCUUGACAGGUGCUUUCUGUAACCCAGUGUUGGUUCUAGCAGACUGAUGGUAUACUUUGCACAUAUGUGCACAGCAAUGCUGGGUGCUGCCCAAUGUACUAAAAUAAAAGUUGUUAAUAUAUA
This is a messenger RNA of Anolis sagrei ordinatus, 5530 nucleotides long. RefSeq names its product actin related protein 1A (gene ACTR1A). NCBI's taxonomy places the organism in Eukaryota, Metazoa, Chordata, Lepidosauria, Squamata, Anolidae. The record is from RefSeq and is a predicted model, not a curated record.